UGGGCGACAAUGGAUGAGGUCGUUAGUGUGCGAAGUUUCGAGCGUUAUGAGAAAAAGGACGGGAUUGCCACUCUCAUGUUUCUUCCUGCUAAUGUUGGCAUUCGAAGCAUUUAAGCCAUUCGAGCUGCAACCACGCGACAUGCUACAACAGCAAUAUUUGGAGUAAAUACUGAGUCUAUUAACCUCUCGUCGAAUUUUUAAUAAAAGACGCUGAAAAUCAUAAAUGAGAUAGAGAAAAAUACGACACAGCAGUUGCGCGCCAUCCUCAAAAACACAUUGUACGAAACAUUUCAAAAAUGGGAAAAACACAGAGAGCAAUGUAUUGACAGCAGAGGAGACUACUUCGAAAAAAACAAGUAAAUAAAGUUGCCUAUAAAAGUUUGUGAAUAGUUGUUCCUAGUGCAUUCUUGCCUGCUGAAUACAAAUUUCUUGUCCAAAAUUGGCUAUUAUGUCACAAUUUUGAGAAAAAUAACAUGAAAAGAGUAAAAAAUAACGAUUUUUCAAAAUAUUUUAUGUAUAAGUGCAGUAAUUAUAAUGUGACAAUGUCAAGUUUGUGUAAACGGAUAACAGUAAACGUAAAUAAAUGGGCUUUUAACAAGCAGAUUAAACGACUUACGCAAGAGGAAACAUAAUAAAAAAUACUAUCACAAAGGAGAAGCAAGAAGUAAUGACACAUUGGACAACACAAAAUAAUUUUUUGUACUUCUAUAUGCGAAACACAUAUCAGAAGCUGCAGCUUCCGUAAUAGACAAAACAAGAUACACAGUCAGCUAUAAAAUCACUAAUAAGUUUAAUACAUACGUUAAAGCUCAUAAAGACAAGAAUCUACCCGAAAAAAAUAAUAGCAUGGUUGCACAAAAUCCAAUGUAAUAACUGUGACGAUACAUAUGUAGAACAGACAACAACUAAGAACAAGAAUCAAGGAACACACAAACAAUACAAGAUUAGAUUCAACACAGCAUUCAGUAGUUUCGGAGCAUAUCAUGAAAUACAAUCAUAUAUUCAAUUGGAGCAAAAUCAGCAUACUCGAUUCUGAAUCAAAUUUCCAUAGAUUUUUCUAUAAAAAAACAACAACCAAGAACCGAUACAAGGUGGACAUGCAUCUCUUAUUUCGUUCCAUUCUUUUUAAUACAUUGACGUAAGUUUUGACUUGAAGAUUUACAAACGCAGAAGGGGAAAACAUUUGUUUAAGUAUUAAUUCGAUUUACAUUAUAAUUUUUUUACGAUCUGUAUGACUGAGAAUCAUUUUACUGACUACUAAUUUCUACAAAAUUAUGAUGAAGAAUUUAUUGACUUCCACACAUUCUCGCCCGAAAAUGAGAAGUGAUUGAAAAAAAGGAAUCUUUGGACAUUUUUCAUCAUUUCAUCUAUAACUUUUGUAUUAAAUCAUUAGUACCAAACGCUAUGUUACGUAAAAGGGAAAGGAAAAUUAAAACAGAGGGUGGUGUUCAUAGUUGGAUGACGAAACAUUACACAAAAAAAAGUCCAGAAUUAUUAAUAUGUAAUUAUUGUAGAAAAAGUUUUUCUAAUCAACGUGACCAAAGGCAUAUAUUAAGAAAUCACUUAUUUGAUGUGCAUAAUGUAACAGAAUUAGAUGGAUAUCCAGACAGUGAUAUUAUACGGCAAAAUUAUAAAAUAUCAGGACGAAUAGCAAUAUGCAAUCAUUGCGAAAAAACGAUCUUCUUUACAUAUGGUGCACGUUAUUUAAAAACUCAUUUGAAAAUUGAUCAUCCGGAUAAAUGUAACUUACCUGAUAGAAAUAUAAGAACAAAAUCAAAAAUGUGGGACAAAUUCAUUGUAAUAGGUAACUAUGCAAUGUGCAAAGAAUGUAAAAUAAAAUUUAGACUACACAGUAUAAAGCCAACAAGAUCUUUAUGGCAACACUUGACAACUCAUCAUUCGGAUAAAUAUGACGUGACUGAUAAAAGUAUAAAAAGAAGAAAAUCAAACGUAUGGAAAGAAUAUAAUGUAAUAGGCAAUUAUGCGACAUGCAAAAGAUGUAAAAUAAAAUUGAGAUUACAUAAUAUUCAUCCAACACAUUCUUUACGGAGGCACUUGCUGAUUCAUCAUCCAAAUAUAUCUAAUUUAAAUAACAGAAAAUUAAGCAGAUCAAACGUAUGGAAGGAAUACAAUAUAACAGGGAACUAUGCGAUAUGCAAAGAAUGUAAUAGAGAAAUUAGAUUACCAAAUUUAAAUCCAACAAGAUACUUAUGGAAUCAUUUAAAACUUGAUCAUCCGUAUAAACAAACUGUACCUGAUAUGACGAAUAAAAAGAGAUAUUCAGACAUGUGGGAUCAAUAUAUUAUAAAGGGCGAUAUGAUAACAUGCAAAAAAUGUAAAAGGACACUUAAAUAUAAUUUUGAACAUCCAGGAAAUUUGUGGAGGCAUUUAAAAACUAAACGGUGUCAAACUUUAGCAAACACAAAAUCAAUUGAGGACAAUGAUUUCCGUGGUACUAUACCUCAAAAUAAAAUACAAACAUCCAACGAAUCAAAUUCACUUAAACAGGAGAUAGAAAUAACAGAUUUUAAUUUUGGGGUUGCAUCAAACACGCCAAUAUCAAUUGAAGACAAUAGUUCCCACGGUACUAUAAAACCUCAAAGUGAAACUGAAGAAUUUGAUCAAACAAAUUUGAUUAAACAUGAAAUAGAAAUAACAGAUUUUAAUUUUGUGGUUACAUCAAACACCAGAUCAAUUGAGGACAAUGAUCUCCAUGAUACUAUGGAAUCUCAAAACGAAACACAAAUAUUUGACGAGACAGACCCACUUACACUUAAUUUCAGAGGUGCAUCGAGCACGCCAAGUUUAACUGAGAACAACGAUUUCCACGAUACUACGGAACUUCAAAAUGAAACACAAGCAUUCGACGAGGCCACACCGCUUAAGCAAAAAAUAAAUUUUAAUUUCGGUCAAAUAGAAACUCAAGGACGGAAAGCCGCAGAAGUAGCAGUUGAAAUACAAAUGACCUAUGAAGAAACAUUCGACGACGCCUCGAGCGACGAAGAAGGGGACGAAUAUAUAGAGGAGCACAGUUUAACAGAGUCAGAAGAAAAUGCUGAAUCCGACACAAUGGAUCAUAUAGACAUAGAUCGUAAUGUGGGCUUAGACAUGACUCGAAAACCAGAUGUGGGCCAUCGUAAAAAGAAGGGUCGUCCCCGUUGUUAUCUACGUACUGCAAACAACUUUAAAUGGUCGCUUAACGCACCAGAAACUCGAAAUACUACAAGAAACUCAUUCAAAACUGUAGAAGCAGGAGCAAAAGAUGCUGCAAGAGAUGUAACAACACCACUCGAAGCAUGGUCUCUUCUUUUACCAGAUAGCAUUCUAAAUAAGAUAGUCGUGCAUACAAAUGAAGAAAUCGAACGGCAACGAUUGAAACUUCAAACCGAAAACAAAACCAUUCCAACAGAUUAUCACUGCGUCACUUUAAUAGAAUUGAAAGCUUUCAUAGGCUUAUUAUAUUAUGUUGGACUCAAUAAAUUAAAUAAUACAGAUGUUCGCCGUUUGUGGUCUCCGCUUGCAAUGCCAUUGUUCAAAGCAACGAUGCAGGAAGAGAGAUUUUUGUUUCUAUUAAUUUGUCUCCGAUUUGACAACAAAGAAACGCGCAUACAGCGUCAAAAAAGCGACAAUCUUUCUCAUAUUAGAGAAAUGUGGGAUAAUUUUAUUUCAAACUGUAUAAAAUAUUAUGAACCUAGCGAUACUUGCACUGUAGACGAACAGUUGUUCGGUUUUCGCGGCCAAUGUCGUUUUCGUAUGUACAUUCCAAAUAAGCCCGAUAAAUAUUGUUUAAAAAUUAUAUCUUUAAAUGAUGCAAAAACAUUUUAUAUGAUUAACGCUAUUCCAUAUGUAGGAAAAUUACAAGACAUGAAUCCAAACGAAACAAUACCAACAUAUUAUGUUCGACGGAUCUGUGAGCCCAUUUAUAAUAGCAGUCGUAAUGUAACGUGUGAUAAUUGGUUUACAUCUGUACCCCUCGUUGACAAAAUGAAAAGGGAUUAUGAUAUAACGAUUGUAGGAAAAAUAAAAAAGAAUAAACCAGAGAUUCCAAAUGUGUUUAAAAAAAUUCCUACAGAAGGCAACAGUCAAUUUGUCUAUCAUAAUGGAAAAACUUUGGUAUCCUAUAAUCCAGAAAAAAGAAAAAUUGUUUUAUUGUUAUCGUCUUUACAUACAUCUGGAACAAUUGAUGAAAAAUCAGGAAAACCGGAAAUAGUUUUAUUUUAUAAUAAAACAAAGGGUGGUACAGAUGUGUUUAAUCAAUUAGUACAUGAAUACAGUACUUGUCGUAGAACUGAAAGAUGGCCUAUGCGUUAUUUUUACGGAAUAUUAGAUCAGGCUGGAAUUAAUUGCUUUAUUUUAUAUACUUUUAAUUUGCAAAAUAAUAAGAAAAAUCGAUAUACAUUUAUGGAAGAAUUGAGUUUAUCAUUAAUUAGACCGCAUUUGGCAGUUAGGCUGACAUCUACGUUACGCUUAAAUACUCGUUUAUUUAUAGAAUCAAUUUUGUCUGAGAGUGAAUUUCCGGAAAAUGAUCCAUAAAGUUAUCUAAGCAAGAAUGUAAUGGAAACCAAAAAAAGAUAUGGAUUUUAUCCUGACGCAAUGCAUUGAAAAAUACAAUAUAAAUGUUGAGGUGUUAUUUUCUUAUAUAUCAAGAACGCAGAGCAAAAAUUUAUGAAAACUGUUUUUUAAAAAAUGAUUAAUAAAGUAUUUUAAUAAAAUUAUUAUAUAAUAAAAUUACUAUAUAAUAAUAAACAUAAUACGAGUUUUGUUAACCAAAAAGUUAUUAAACGAUUAAAUUAAUUGUUAGCCAAUCAUGAUAAAAACUAUACAUUAAAUUAAACCUCAAUUGGAAAUUAAAGCAUAUUAUUUGUGUAAAUAUAAAUAAAAAAUUAUGUAAUUUUUUUAAGAAGAAUUAAAGAUACAUUAGGUACUACUUGGAUUUUUAUAAUGCUUUUUACAAGCGCGUAUACACACACAGACUCAUAUGGUACCUUUUUUAAUAAUUUUAUUACUAUGCAGGAAAAGGACACACAUCUUUCUAAAUAUAUAAAAUGUACUGAAAAAAAAAGAAAUUUCGUAAUAGCGCGCCAAUCAAUACAUUAAACGUAUUCUGAGUGGCGCUGGCUAGCGACAACUUUUAAGGUCCUUACACAAUACGGCAGAAUAGUGAUGGCGAUAAAGAGCAAACACAGAUCAUUGGUUUCACAGCUUCUGAUUGGCUCUUCAACAUUUUUCGCAAUUUUCGAUUGGUUGAACAUUUUGCUAUUCUUAUUGCUAUGUCUUCGCAUUGUGCAAGAACCUUUAGAAGGUUCAACGCCGUUUGAUACAGGUUAUGUUGCUAAUGUAUAGCAUUCGAGCCUCGACUGUUACAACAAUUGGACUAGCAAGAUUAAACACUUGCUCUAACUUCUCGUCGAAUUUUUAAUAAAAGACGCUGAAGAACAUAAAUGAGAUAGAGGAAUAUACUACAGUUGUGCUCCAUUUCAAAAAACAUUU
Solenopsis invicta (red fire ant) is the source of this 5490-nucleotide messenger RNA. Its product is annotated as piggyBac transposable element-derived protein 4. NCBI's taxonomy places the organism in Eukaryota, Metazoa, Arthropoda, Insecta, Hymenoptera, Formicidae. The transcript has 12 exons. The record is from RefSeq and is a predicted model, not a curated record. Gene Ontology annotation, molecular function: DNA binding. Bases 1405 to 4533 code for a protein of 1042 amino acids.